Cotesia glomerata is the source of this 3174-nucleotide messenger RNA. RefSeq lists its product as uncharacterized. The record is from RefSeq and is a predicted model, not a curated record. Lineage: Eukaryota; Metazoa; Arthropoda; Insecta; Hymenoptera; Braconidae. Bases 1 to 3174 code for a protein of 1057 amino acids. The transcript has 2 exons.
AUGCAGUUUGAAACAGUUAUUGCUAUGCAAAAGCAGUACCUGGAUGCUUUGUACGCCAUGGUGGAUCGCUUAACUAAUGAGGAGCUUAACUCGCUGACAAUCACCGCUAUUGAGUCAGUGGCAACACAAAGCUCCAAGAUUUGGCUGGACAUCACUAAUUUGAACUCGCUGAUCUUUGAGACGUACCCGGAAGUACUUGAACACGAGUACCACAUCGGGAAUCAUUAUACUAACGCUCACGCCACCUAUGCAAUCUUGGAGACCCGCAUAGCCACCCGCAAAGACGUCAUUCAGCAGGAGAUUGAUGCCAGAGAAGCCGCACAAACACAACAAAACCUGGCUAUGCACAGCACCGCCUUCAUGGGAGGCUCAUCGGGUACUGGACUCCCAAAAAUUAAGCUCCAGAGCUUCUCUGGAGACUUGAAGCGCUGGGGAUCAUUUAGUCAGCUCUUCUCUGAUAUUGUUAUUGACAAUGUACUUCUGAAAAACAGCCAGAGGAUGCAUUAUUUGAAGACAUUCACCAAAGAUGAAGCACACCAGCUUAUUGGUAACACGUCAUCCACUGAUGAGUCGUUUGAGCCCGCAUGGAAUCUUUUGAAAAGCCGCUAUUCCAAUCCUCGCCGCGUUGUAUCAUCACAUCUUGAAGACCUGCUGGUUGGUGAGUCUGUUCCCGCUAGAUCAGCCGCUAAAUUGGAUUCCUUGUUACUAUCCAACCAAAAGGCUCUGGAUUCCAUCAAGGCCCAAGGAGUUCCAGUAGAUCACUGGGACCUGAUAAUCAUACACCUGACGCUACGCCGCUUGCCGCCCGCCGUUAGAGAAGAUUGGGAGACCAACCUGGGUCUUACUGACAAUAUGCCGACUUACGUUCAGCUCCACGAGUUUCUCAAGUCCAAAGUCAGGGCUUGGGAGAACUUGGAACCCGCUUCGGAACCCAAGAAGCAAUCUAAAGGUCAUAAAUCCGGAGGCUCACGCAGUAAUAAACCUCAGAAGACAACAUCCUCUUACACCGCUAUUCAAUACAAAGAAAAGCCCAGGAGAAAUUGCCCGCUGUGCCCUGAGGAACAUUACAUGUUGUUCUGUCCAAUCUUUAAGGCCGCUACUUUGGAGGAACGAAUCGACAUUGUCGAAAAAUACCGCCUGUAUUACAAUUGCUUGGGCCCGCAUCGCGUCGCUGAUUGUAAGACCGCUCAAGGAUGCAGGAAGUGCAGUCAACGUCAUCAUACUUCCAUCCAUCGAGAUACACCGCCUAAAUCUGCAUCACAGACACUUGCAGACACCGCACAAGAUCCGCUUUCCGCUCAAGUAUUGCUAGCUACCGCUUUAGUCCAGGUCCGCCCACAUCAUGGUAAUCCAAUCACCGCCAGAGUAUUGAUUGAUCAAGGUUCAGAGCUCUCAUUUAUGAGACAGUCGCUCUUCAAGAAGCUUGGACAACCGCUACAGCGUGACAUGGUCAUGCUCAAGGGCAUUGGCAAUGUCUCCGCAGGAAGUUCACUAGGUGUGAGCACAAUUGAACUUCAUUCGCUGUGUACACCCGCUUCAAUGCAUGUCAGCAUGCAUAUUCUACCAACACUGACGGUAGAUCUUCCAUCGUUCGUGAUCGCUGAUCCGAAAUGGCCGCAUCUGGAGAAUCUCCAACUAGCUGACCCGCAUUAUCUACAACCACGACCUGUAGAUAUUAUUCUAGGUGCAUCACCAACCGCACAGAUCAUGAACGCAGAGAUUAAACGGGGACCUCGCAAUGCUCCUAUUGCACAAUCCACCACGCUUGGUUGGAUUGUCUAUAGAGCUGUCACCGCUAAACACGCUUCAACAUCACACGCAGCACUACAUGCGUCAGUAGAUACUGAAUUACAAGACGCUAUCGCUAAGUUUUGGGAACAGGAAGAGGUUCCAUCAGGUAAUUUACCACUCAACACCACUGAAGAAGACGAAUGUGAAAUUCACUUUCGUCAAACGCACUAUCGACAGCCUGAUGGACGCUACGUAGUGAGAUUACCGCUUAAGGCCCUUGAGAGUCAACUUGGCGACUCUAUCAACGCAGCUAUGGGGUCACUCCGCAGAUUAAUAACUCGCUUGUCGCGAGAAAGAGAAUAUUCUGACAUGUAUCGUGCAUUCAUGGCAGAAUACAUUCAACUAGGACACAUGGUACGAGUACCAGUCAACGAAUUGCCCGCAAACGCUUACUUCUUGCCUCACCAUGGGGUAUUGAAGCUUGAUAGUGCCACUACGAAGCUCCGCACAGUGUUCAAUGGUUCCUGUGCAACAUCUGCAGGAAUUUCAUUGAACGACAUUCUCCACGCAGGACCCAAAACGCAAAUUGACAUUUUUGAUGUGAUGUUGAGAAUCCGUUGCAGCAGGAUUCUAUUCGCUACUGACAUCACCAAGAUGUUCAGACAGAUUGAGGUCGACUCGCUUGAUUGGCCGCUUCAGUGCAUUCUCUGGAUAGAUGAGAAUGACUUAAUAGACGCUUACUGUAUCAAGACAGUCACAUACGGAACCGCUCGUGCACUUUUUGACGCAGUACGUGUGCUUAUCCAACUAGUAAAGGAUGAAGGACACCGCUUUCCGCUAGCUGUUGCUCCAAUGUUGAAAACAUGCUACGUAGAUGACAUCUACGGUGGAGCAGACAACGAAGAAGACGCUAUCAAGGCUGCAGUACAAACAAAAGCUCUGUGUGCAGCAGGCUGCUUCCCGCUUGCCAAAUGGGCUAGCAAUAGCCCACGGUUACUCGCUGAAGUCGCUCCAAAAAAGCAGCUGGAUACACCGCUUAAAGAAAUCAGUGAUGCACCAGUAAAAGUCCUGGGCAUGUACUGGAAUUCACGCACUGACGCUCUCCAGUUCAAGUACACGCUACCGCCAGAGACGCCUAAGACAAAGAGAGCUAUUUUGUCUGAAAUCGCUAAACUGUAUGACCCGCUAAGACUUCUCGCACCAAUAGUUGUCAAAGCCAAGAUCUUCAUGCAAGAUCCGUGGCUAGAUAGAGAGUCAUGGGACGAACAAUUGUCACCAUCACUGAUUCACAAAUGGACUGGAUACCGCGAGGAUCUUCGAAACAUCGAAUCCAUCCGCAUUCCACGCUGGAAUAAUAAAGCACCUGGAGCAACUAUGGAAUUGCACGGGUUCUCAGACGCUUCGCAAAACGCUAUGGCUGCCGCUGUUUAUUUGAGUCACUGA